AUCACGAAAUUGUUCAAAAAAAUUGUUCUUGUUUCUUUUAUAUUUAAAUUAAAAAACAUACUCCAAAAAAAAAUAAUCUGUGAAGAUAAUCUCAGGUCCCACUGUCUCGGCGAGUCAGCCACCCCAAGCGGGGCUCCCUAACUCUCCAAUCUCCAUUGUUGGGUUUCUUUAAUUACUUGCAGAGUUGCAGUAAUAUAUUGGCAAUUUGGGCUGGAAAAAAAAUUGAUUUAUGCAGUUCUGGGGAAAAAAUUCAGUUAAUCAGCGGCGUUUCCGGUUGUUGUGAGAUGAUAUUAGGAUGACGACGACAGUGUUUAUAGCGGCCGGAGAAGUCUCUUCUCUGUCUCGCUGCUCCGUCGUCUUCUUCAACGCCCCUCCGAGCCCCCUUCUUCACCGGCGGCGCAACCCAGGCAGACUCCUCCGCCGCGUCCAUGGAAAACCUCGUCCUCCAUCCUCGAAUCUCAGUCUCCUUAAUCCUACUAACUGCUGCGAUAAUGUAAUCACUGCCUGCAGAAGUGCAGUAGAGUUUGUCUUGAAAGCAUUUGAGAGUACCUCGGGUACCAAGAAAGAGAGAACUCCCUCUGCAAGAAGAGCGGCAGCUGCAAUUGAGGACACUGGUAUCGAUUUUGGGGACUUCUUCAAAGGCCCAUUACCAGGGAAAUUUCUCAAACUCUUGGGGUUUUUGGCAUUGUCAAGAUUUGGUAUAUAUGUGCCACUUGGUGGAGUUAAUAGGGAUGCAUUUGUUGGAAAUUUAGACCAGAACAGUAUAUUGAGCACUUUGGAUUCAUUUUCUGGGGGCGGAAUUGGUCGACUUGGAAUAUGCUCCCUCGGUAUUGUUCCUUUCAUCAACGCACAGAUUGUGUUUCAGCUUCUUGGUCAAAUAAAUCCCAAGCUGCAAGAACUUCAGAAAAGAGAAGGUGAGGCUGGAAGAAAGAAAGUGCUUCAGUAUACUCGCUAUGCAUCUGUAGGAUUUGCCAUAGUACAGGCAAUUGGGCAAGCACUGUAUCUCAGGCCUUAUGUGGAUGACUUUAACACUCAGUGGGUUCUUUCCACUGUUGCUUUGCUGACUCUUGGUUCAGUAUUCACAACAUACAUUGGGGAGCGAAUAUCUGACUUAAAACUAGGGAACGGCACGUCUCUUUUAAUAUUCACAAAUAUCAUCUCAUACUUGCCAGCAUCAUUUGGUAGGACAGUUGCAGAAGCAUACCAAGACGGUAACUAUGCCGGGCUUGCUGGAAUCCUUGUUUCCUUUUUCCUGUUAGUCCUUGGCAUAGUUUAUGUACAGGAAGCAGAGAGGAAAAUUCCACUAAAUUAUGCCUCAAGAUAUACUAACAGGACUGGAGGUGUACAGAAAUCUGCUUACUUGCCCUUCAAAGUAAAUGGGUCUGGAGUUAUGCCAAUCAUCUUUUCUACGUCAUCGUUGGCUAUCCCUGGUACCCUCGCACGGUUCACUGGUGUGGAAGUGCUUAGAAAUGCAGCAGCCGCUUUAAACCCUGGUGGUUCUUUGUAUCUUCCAACAAACGUACUAUUGAUUGCCUUCUUCAAUUACUACUAUACAUUCCUGCAACUAGACCCGGAUGACGUGAGUGAACAGCUGAAGAGACAAGGUGCUUCAAUCCCCCUUGUCCGCCCUGGAAAAAGCACUGCUGCUUUCAUCAAAAUGGUUCUAAGUCGAAUAUCCGUUCUUGGUUCUGUAUUUUUGGCUGUUCUGGCUGCUGGUCCUGCGGUGAUUGAACAAGCCACACACCUUACUGCUUUUCGGGGUUUUGCUGGCACGUCUGUUCUCAUUCUUGUUGGCUGUGCCACCGACACAGCACGGAAAGUGCAGGCUGAGAUUAUAUCCCAGAAAUACAAGAACAUUGAAUUUUAUAACAUUGACAAAAAUGUACCAUAAUGAUAAUAAUCUCUCCUUUUCUGCACAUACUUUAGCAGUAUAAUUGGCCAAGUUUUGCAUUUCUCGCUCUCCAUUUGUGCAUAUAAUUCAUUUGUUCAGUUAUGGAUGAUUUUAAUGCAUUAUUGUUUCUUAUUAAAAUAAUCCUGUUUUC
Cuscuta campestris is the source of this 2042-nucleotide messenger RNA. The record is from the annotation of a GenBank genome assembly. NCBI's taxonomy places the organism in Eukaryota, Viridiplantae, Streptophyta, Magnoliopsida, Solanales, Convolvulaceae.